AUGGGCAGGAAGGGGAGGAAGACCCCGGCGACGGCUGCAAAGGCUGCACCAGCAGAGACCAACCCCUUUUUGGUGCUGGCGGAGCUGAGGGGAGAGGAGGACGCCCCCACAGAUGUUCCUGCUCCAACGGGGGGGAAUACACCUAUGGCCACACAACAACCGGGGGAUCCAGCAGCAGCAACAACAUCCCCCGCAGCGAACCCCAAUGGGAUUUCUUCCACACCCACGGCCACGNCCGUGGAAGGAGCGCCGGCGGCAGCAGCACUGCCGGGGGCACCAGAAGCAGCAGCACUGGACCCAACCCCACCCCCCGCAGCGAACCCCAAUGGGAUUUCUUCCACACCCACGGCCACGGCCGUGAAAGGAGCGCCGGCGGCAGCAGCACUGCCGGGGGCACCAGAAGCAGCAGCACUGGACCCAACCCCACCCCCCGCAGCGAACCCCAAUGGGAUUUCAUCCGCACCCACGGCCACGGCCGUGGAAGGAGCGCCGGCGACAGCAGCACUGCCGGGGGCACCAGAAGCAGUAGUACUGGACCUAACCCCACCCUCAGCGGCACCGGACCUCCAUAAGGGGAAAGCAUGCAAGCCCCGCAAGACCCAAGGAAUAAAGAAAAUCCGCAGGCCAGACCUGACGGGGGAAGCCAGGCGCACGUUCUUUCUGGCGCAAACAGCUGCAGCCCGAGCAGCCCGCAAACAAUCCGCAGAACUGGCCCAGCGAACUAAGGACCAGAAGCGGCUGAUCCAUAAAACGUCUGCAGCGGAGAGACGCAGCGAGCUUAUCCAGUCUGCCCGUAAGCAGAAGGCGAAAGCCGCGAGACCGCAAUCCAUACCGACCAAAAAGAUAAAGGCCGUCAGUGGCUUUUACGGAACAAAUGAAGGCUUGGCUUUCUACAGAGCCACACUAGAACUGGAACCGAUCGUGGUGACAGUCCGGUGGCCAGCGGGCUCAGAUACGGGCGACAUCAUCGCGCAAAUAUACGGUCCAUUAGGACUUCAAAUUCUGGCAACAAUUGGCCAAAUCUUCCGCAGCAACCAGGAGUUCAACCGUUGGGGAGGCCCUCGCAUUCAAAAACGGUUGCUUUAUCCGAUGGGAAGGGAACGGCACAUUGUGAUGGAACUCUCCAUCCUUGUGCCAAAAGGAGGUUUAGCAGCGUUGACAGCGACCAGGCGCAUCGUUAACGGGCGAUUGCGCGUGCCUGGGGUGCAAUUGACCCCGAACAUGGAGCCGAUGGAAGUGGAGCUGCUGGUGAAGAACCAGCAACAGGCUAAGCCCAUUGUGUGGGAGGCUGGCGAGUGGCCCCGUCUGGCGGGCGUGUACCGGGACGGCACGGUUGUAAUCCAGGAACGGUCCAUGGCCUCUUCCCUGUUUGAGACGUUGGAUGCCUACCUGAAGCAACACCGGAUGAGAUGCAAGGAGGUGUUUUCCCACUUCGACGGGGGCUCCAAGGGCUGGUUGUCCCGCGAGGAGCUCGGGCGGCUGGUGGAGCACUUCCUGCCGGGGGGCCAGGUGACGGCCGGCGACGUCAAGUACUUCCAGGCUCUGCUGGCAGAGUUCCCCCUUAAACUACUUUCCCCGAUCGAAACCGCCGAACCAGCCGCGACGUCGCCUUCACUCACUACCGCGCAUUUGCAACCCACGGAAAUGAUUACGCAAUUGUUAGAGCAGGGUCCGGCCAUCAGCGUUCCUCUGUACUUUGAUAGCAAAGCAGCGGUCAUCUGCUGGACGGGUUCAGAUUUGGCUGCCGCAUUCGCAAACACCACCGUCCAGCUUGCGUAUCUGGCAAACGAAAUCAACAUGACCGAAUCUGAUUGGUCACCAUACCCAACGCCAAUAACGCUGUGGCGGAACAUGACCGUGUCAGGAUUGUACUCCGAUGCCGACAGAUGGCCUUUGCUGGACCUGGGCUUUUACGUAGACAAGGUCAAACUGGGCCCGGGCAUAAUGCUCAAGUUCACACACCUAGCAGUGCAGAACUGGCGGAGGGGGGCGUACUUUCAGGCGCCUGGAUUCGACAUGCUAGCGAGCAGCGGGAGAACAGCUUCAGGGGCGGCAAGUGAAGGGGGAGAGGGGGGAGGAGAGGGAGGAGGAGGAGAACAACAGAGCAGCGCUCCAGGUCUGCUGCUUCUGGAUGACAUGGCUGUAGUGCAGCGAACAUGUCUGCCACUGUCCAUCACCACCGUCUCCACCUCCUCCCUCCCUCGACCACCCCAACUACCGGGCAACCAAUCCAACAACCGCUUCCCCCAAUCCCCCAACUGUGCGAACGGCAGUACGGCACCCGUCAUGCAGCGAUGUUGGGCCGCCGUGGGAACAUAUUGGGACUUGGCUAUGUUUGCGUACAACUUUGAUUCCCAUCUACAACCCGUUCCAGCGGGGUACAUGCUGUGGUUUCGGAACUGCCAUUACAAGUGCGCGACGGUGAUUUCGGAGGAGUGUGUGCAGUCGUAUGUCUCACCAGUCGCCUGCUACUACCACCUAUUCCCAUGGCCCUACAUCUCCGCCGCCGCCUCCGCCGCCUCGACCUCACCACCACCACCUUCUUCUGCUCCUCUUGAAGUGAAAAGUGCUAAAACUGACAGCGGCGGUAGCAGUGGUGGUGGUGGUCGUAGUGGUGGUGGUGGUGGCAGUUCGUCGAUGCUGGCGCCAUUGCUAGGGGGAGCUGCGAGCGUUUCGGCAUGUGGGCCGGAUGACCAAGAAGUGGAUGUCGCGUCGUCGACGGCGACGACGGCGGUUGGUGCGCCUGCUUUCGGCGGCGGCGGCGCAAGCGCGGGCGCAGCCACUGUCGUACAUGGUAGCGAACGAAGCGGCUCCAUGCCCUCCGUGCCGUUAUCUUCUCAGCUCCGUUGUACGGCAGUCGAGCUAGCGCUGCUGCCAGUGACCCCCCUGACGCCGCUACAGCCGGGCAUAAACCUAGACGCGCAUGCCGUAGGGGCUUCCGUACAGCUACUACCAGUGACGUUGGGAAAAGGCGCUUUUGGUGUUGUCGUAAAGGGGGUGUACGGCGGGGAGCAAGUGGCGGUCAAACUUCUCAAUACGGGACUGUUGACCGGUGCGACGGGGGUGGCGGCGCUUUCGGUGCUUGGGGGGGGACAAGGGGGGGAUGAGGGGGAGGGGAAGGGGGGAAAUCUGGGUUUGGUUUCGGAGGCGGAUCCGGCGAUGCGGGCGUGGCGGGCGUUUAUCCAGGAAGUGGAGGUUCUUGCGAGGUGUCAACAUCCCAACAUUGUACGGCUAAUGGCGGCAAGUCUCUUGCCUCCCCGAGUGUGCUUGGUGAUGGAGCUGAUGGACACGUCCCUGGAGAAGUUAUUGUACGGCGAUGUCAACCGACAACCGGGAUCUCAACUGCCACUGACAACGGUGCUCCACAUUGCAGUACAAGUAGCUCGGGCGUUGUCGUACUUGCACCCCACGGUCCUUCACCGAGAUCUCAAACCAGCCAACGUGCUCAUCUCUCACCCGUACAGCGACAAACCCGUGGCCAAGCUUGCGGAUUUCGGGCUGUCGAGGCUUCAAACUACCGUACAUGCAACCAAAAACGCAGAGAUCGGCACGGCGCCGUACAUUGCGCCGGAAUCAUUUGACAUGCAAAACCCCACCAUGACUGAUCGAGCGGAGGUUUACUCGUUCGGCGUGAUCCUUUGGGAGAUGCUGUCGGGCAGGAGGCCCUGGGAAGGAAGCAGUACGGCACAGAUCGCGUUCGCAGUGUGUGUGCUGAAGUCCCGUCUACCCAUGGGCGACCCCAUGACGGAGGAGCGCUGUCCGCAGAAACUUAGAGCGCUGCUGAUGUCGUGCUGGGCGGGGGAGCCGACCCGUCGACCCGCGGCUGCUGAGGUGGUCAAGUCGUUGGUACUGUUGCAGGAGGCACUCGCGCUACAACACCACCACCACCACCAAGAAGAAGGAGACCAUCCUGCCGCCAGCGGCUCCCUUGCUGGCGGCGGCUCUGAAGGCGCCAACGGCGCCCUCACUCCGCUCACACGGAGCUAG
Volvox carteri f. nagariensis is the source of this 3987-nucleotide messenger RNA. RefSeq lists its product as uncharacterized. The transcript has 21 exons. Gene Ontology annotation, molecular function: ATP binding; calcium ion binding; protein kinase activity. Lineage: Eukaryota; Viridiplantae; Chlorophyta; Chlorophyceae; Chlamydomonadales; Volvocaceae. Gene Ontology annotation, biological process: protein phosphorylation. The coding region runs from base 1 to 3987 and encodes 1328 amino acids. The record is from RefSeq and is a predicted model, not a curated record.